UGUAUAAAACGAGGGAAGGGUUGAAGGUAUAGUAAGAGACGCUGACCAGCGAAGAAGCAACUGAGGUACUGAACAGUGUUCCGUGACUUCUAUAGGAGAUACAAACACAAAGUAUUCCAGGACCUUGGACAGCACCCGGUACCCAAGAGGAACAGCAGAUCAUUUACUAAAGAAAAUGUAUAAAGCGAUGUUACAAAGGAACGGCUCCCAGCUCCUUUUCCUAAUAGCCCUGUGCAGUGUGUUAUAUUCCCGGACUCAGUGUUUGCCAUAUGCAUCUAUGAGACCGACGAGACACGCAGACGGUCUCUUUACAAGUGGAUACAGCAAACUUCUUGGACAGCUAUCGGCGCGGCGGUACCUGGAAUCCUUGAUUGGAAAGCGAGUCAGUGAUGAUAUGAUGGAGGACCAGGUACCAGUGAAGCGCCACUCAGAUGCCAUUUUCACAGACAACUACAGUCGCUUCCGCAAACAGAUGGCUGUGAAGAAAUACCUGAACUCAGUUCUGACGGGAAAGAGAAGUCAAGAAGACCCUCCCAUGCAAGAAGAAUCCAGAAGUGAGCCCUCAUUUCUUGAGAGCUAUGAUGACGUCGAUGUAGAUCACCUUCUCAAUAACUUCCAAUUGCCACUCUGAGGAAGACCCACUGGUGCGAUUACCUCAAUCCGUCAACCUCAUCAAUUUGCCAUCCAAAACAAUAUUUAAGUUCUUCAACAAUGGACAUGUUUCAAAGUCAAGUGUGGUUAUCUCUACAGUAUAAAGUAAAUGUUUACAUUGUAUACAAGAUAUACUAAAACUACAAAUAUUGGUCUGAAGAUGUAGGCCACAGUAAAUACUAUAAACGUCCACCUGGGAUCAGAUAGAUUUGCUUUGACCAGGACUGUAAAUGGUAGUUCAAUAAAUGCAUUCCUAAAACAAACUUUAUACUGGUAUAAAGUAUAACCAGCUCAUACAGUAGAGGACCACAUUUAGAGCGACACUGAUGCAUAUAAUCACUUCAUAUCCGUGUGGAACAAUGCUAUACCUUGUGCAUAAACUUACCUAGAGCAUUUAGUUAUGUAAAACCGUGCAUCCAAAUAAAAGAUGUCCAUUUAUUUUUCAAA
Messenger RNA from Salvelinus fontinalis (brook trout), 1098 nucleotides. Its product is annotated as VIP peptides-like. Gene Ontology annotation, molecular function: peptide hormone receptor binding; neuropeptide hormone activity. The transcript has 6 exons. Gene Ontology annotation, cellular component: extracellular region; neuron projection; perikaryon. The record is from RefSeq and is a predicted model, not a curated record. The coding region runs from base 176 to 631 and encodes 151 amino acids. Gene Ontology annotation, biological process: phospholipase C-activating G protein-coupled receptor signaling pathway; positive regulation of protein catabolic process; positive regulation of epinephrine secretion. NCBI's taxonomy places the organism in Eukaryota, Metazoa, Chordata, Actinopteri, Salmoniformes, Salmonidae.